Messenger RNA from Penicillium bovifimosum, 732 nucleotides. RefSeq names its product putative 2-haloalkanoic acid dehalogenase. Lineage: Eukaryota; Fungi; Ascomycota; Eurotiomycetes; Eurotiales; Aspergillaceae. The coding region runs from base 1 to 732 and encodes 243 amino acids. The transcript has 2 exons. The record is from RefSeq and is a predicted model, not a curated record.
AUGUCCUCUAAGCAUGUCGUCUUCGACAUAGUCGGCACCCUCGUCUCCUACGACCGCAUCUUCGAUGCCAUCGAGACCCGCCUCGGAGAUCGACUGCGCGCAGAAGGAAUUAAGCCUCGUCUGCUAGGCUAUACAUGGACAGAGUCCGCUGAGCGCGAGUAUACAAAUCUGAGCCUUGCCAGGAGCUACGUCCCCUUCGGUCAAGUCUUCCGCGCUCUAUUCUACCGCAUGUUAUGGUCAGCCGGUAUUGAGGAGCCGCGUACCUUCGCUUCUCCCGAGGACCUGGAAUACAUCAUGGAAGAAUACAAUUCCUUGGAACUCCGUCCUGGUGCCGCGGAGUGUGUGCAGAAGCUGCGUGAUGCGGGCUUUACCUUCUGGGGAUUCACGGCGUCGGAUGUCAAGACUGUGGCGGGAUAUUUCGAGAAGGCGGGGGUGCAGAUGCCGGUGGAGAACUUGCUUUCUUGUGAUGACGCCGGCGUUGGUAAGCCCGAUUUGGGGUCUUAUAAGCCCUUGUUGGAGAAGUUGAGAUCUGAGAGUGGUGGAAAGACACCUUGGUUUGCGGCGGCGCAUAUGUGGGAUGUGUCUGCGGCGAGAAAGGCAGGAUUCAAAGGCGCUUGGUGCGGUGUGUGGGAGAAGGAGCCUCUGACGGAACUGUUUGGGGAGAUGGAUGUUCUGGAUGAUACUUUGGUAGGAAUGGCGGAUAAGAUUAUAGCUCACCAGGCUUCGUCUUGA